AUGCCACAAACAGACCAUGACAAUCCUUCAAGUACCACCGUCGAGAAGGAUUUCGCUCUCCCGAAACCUGCGAUCCCCCAUAUCCCACACGAGUCUCUGCUCCAACCCCCAAUCUCCUCUCUCGGUCGCGCUCUUCAGUCCAUACAUAUGGGCAGUCAGGGACAAGAUGCAAUGGGCCAUACCCUUAGUGAUACACCAUUGGGUAGCGCACCUUCGACAGCACCAGGAAGUCCAAGAUUGCCACCAGUCAGACAAAAUUCAGGCUCUGCUACCCCGAGAAGCAGACCUCCUGCAACCACCUUGAACAUUCCCGGCAUGACGAGAUCGCGAGUCUCCCCUGACGGCAAGAUCGCCCAGCGAGAUGUUGGAGCAAAGUUGGUUGUAAUCAUGGUUGGCUUGCCCGCGAGAGGAAAGUCCUAUAUCACGAAGAAGAUUCAACGCUACCUCUCCUGGCAACAGCAUGAGUGUCGCAUCUUCAACGUUGGCAAUCGCAGACGAGUUGCAGCAGGCACUUCUACUGGCCCCACUGCAGCACCUCCGCAAUCACCCCCAAGAAGCACAAUGUUGCUAGCUCGAUCAGUCUCUGGCGUCAUUGAUGGUCCUACACAGGCUGCUCAUAUCCUAUUGAACGGCGUUGAUCCCCUUGAAGAGCAAAACAGGUUGGCGAAGCUUCCAAGUGCCGAUACCAUGAAACAGUCCGCGGAAUUCUUCGAUCCUCAUAACGAGAAAGCCUCUAAGAUACGUGAGCAAGUAGCAAUGUCUACUCUGGAUGAGGUUCUCAACUUCCUCUUGAACCAGGGUGGAUCUGUCGGUAUCCUGGACGCAACGAACAGCACACUGGAUCGCCGAAAGCUCUUGUUCAAGCACAUCAAGGAGCGAGAGCCAAAGCUUGGCAUUCUAUUCAUUGAAAGUGUGUGCGAGGAUGCAAAGUUACUUGAAGCAAACAUGCACUUGAAGCUUAGGGGACCUGAUUAUAAAGGCAAAGAUCCUGAAAGCUCACUCGCUGAUUUCAAGAAGCGCGUUCAAGCGUAUGAGAGUGCCUACGUUCCACUUGGUGCUUACGAAGAGGAGAAUAAUAUGCAGUACAUCAAGAUGAUAGACGUCGGCCGAAAGAUCAUUCAUUUCCGUCUCCAAGGCUUCUUAGCUUCUGGUAUCGCAUCAUACCUCUCCACCUUUAACCUCUCUCCCAGACAAAUUUGGAUUACGCGCCACGGAGAGUCAGAGGACAACGUUGCAGGAAAGAUCGGCGGAGACUCAUGCCUCACGGAAAAUGGACAGCAUUACGGCACCGCUCUCUACAACUUUAUCAGCACCAAGCGAAAUGAGUGGGAGGCGGAUCAGAAGUCUCGAGCUAUGGAGAAUCUGACAUUGCCCUUGCAACCCGGCGACCAAACUCCACCCUAUCCUGAGCUUCUUGGGGAUUUGGACGAAAAGAACUUUUGUGUGUGGACAUCAAUGCUCCAGCGAAGCAUCCACACAGCUGAGGAUUUCAACACGGACGAUAACUAUGAUGUGAAGAAUUGGGAGAUGCUUAAUGAGCUCGAUGCCGGUGAAUUCGAGGGGCUGACGUACAAAGAGAUCGAGACAAGAUAUCCGGAGCAGUACAAAAAGCGUAAGGCGGACAAGCUCCACUACAUCUAUCCAGGCGUUGGUGGAGAAGGGUAUCUGCAGGUGAUCAGCCGUUUGAGGGAUAUGGUUCGGGAGAUUGAGCGGAUCAAGGACCACGUUCUCAUCAUCGGUCACCGUUCUGUUUGCCGUGUCCUGAUGGCUUAUUUCAUGGACCUGACCAGGGACGAUAUUGCUGACCUGGACGUUCCUCUUGGCAUGCUCUAUGUCAUCGAGCCAAAACCUUAUGGCAUCGACUUUCAUGCAUACAAGUACAACGAGGAAGCCGACUACACUUUCGACGAGAUUCCAGGCUAUAAGCCUCAGAAGGAGGCUGAAUCAAGCUACUGA
Molecule: messenger RNA, 1956 nt
Organism: Hyaloscypha bicolor E
Lineage: Eukaryota; Fungi; Ascomycota; Leotiomycetes; Helotiales; Hyaloscyphaceae
Product: putative 6-phosphofructo-2-kinase PB17E12.14c
Exons: 3
Coding region: 1-1956 (651 amino acids)
Biological process (GO): fructose metabolic process; fructose 2,6-bisphosphate metabolic process
Cellular component (GO): cytosol
Molecular function (GO): 6-phosphofructo-2-kinase activity; ATP binding
Source: RefSeq, a predicted model, not a curated record